AUUAAAGUCGUAGAACAUGUAAAAAGUUCAAUUCAGUUACAAUGAAUAUAGUUUUAAUCCUUAUAUUGAUUAUUUCAAGCAAAACACAUGUAUUGGCGCGAGAAAACAUAGCCGACGAACUAAAUUCACUGUUACAAAGAAGCGUAGAUGGACCCUUAAAUUUUCCGGAACUUGCAAGAAACUAUGGGUACCAAACCGAAAAGUACGAUGUUCAGACCGAAGAUGGAUAUCUACUUGGCCUUUUCCGCAUACCAGGUGAACGAGGGCUGCCUACACUUCUGAUGCAUGGAUUAAUGGACACCAGUGACACUUGGCUGAUAAGAGGAAACACAUCCCUCGGGGUAACCCUAGCAUGCGAGGGUUAUGACUUAUGGUUCGGAAACAUCAGAGGAAACAGAUACUCGCGAAGACAUGUCAAACUUAACCCUGACAUAGACACUUCUUUUUGGGACUACAGUUUCCACGAACACGGAUUUUACGACCUCCCCGCUAUAAUCGACACGAUUCUAUGGAAAACUGGAUCGAAGAAACUGAACGCGAUCGGUCAUUCCCAGGGUAAUACAAUAUUUUACAUAUUAGGAUCAACUAGGCCAGAAUACAAUGCAAAGGUAAACGUUAUGACAGCACUAGCGCCAGUGUGCUUCUUUAACAAUGCACCGCCACCUCUUAGUUGGUUGAUCCAAAUAUCACCGCAGUUAUACGAACUCGCGAUGUCAAGCGGAGUGCACGAAAUAUUUGGAAACGUUACGCCUAUUGGUAAAGCAACGAAAUUGUUUUGCAGUCGACCAUCUAUCGGAUAUGCAGUGUGCCUUCUUGGUGUACUGUUUCCUUUUGUUGGAUUCGACACUCAGGAGCUCCUACCUCUUUUUUUCAAUGUCAUAGUCGAGCACAACCCCGCUGGAACGACGACGAAGAAUUUCUACCAUUUUUUCCAACUUGGGCUUCGAGGAAGAUUUUCUAACUUUGACUACGGUCCAGACAGGAACUUGCUUGAAUACAAUUCGAAGACACCUCCGGACUAUAAUUUGACGUCUGUGACUAUGCCAAUUGUCUUUAUAGCUGCGAGAAACGACAAGCUGUCCAGGAUACCGGAUGUGGAAAACCUGUUGCAGCAAUUGCCUAACGUCGUCAGGUACACGAUCAUUAAAAGGAGGAUAAUGAAUCACUUGGACUACGUUUGGGGGGCUCAUAUGAAGGCAUAUUUGUUUCCUUACAUUUUGGAAGUAUUAGAGAAGUUUAACUAAUUUAGACUCUUUUGCAACACCAUACACAAUCCUUCAAUACAAAUCGCACACAGGCAAUAUAAUGUUAAGAGAAUUGACAAUAGUAUUGCGUGAGUGCAGAGUGUCUUAACUAUUCAAUCGUGUCAACUGAAGUCCGGAGUCCUCGACGACUUACUUGCACUUUGUAAUUGCAUUUUUUUAGUUUGUUAAUCUGAUAGGUCCACAUAGCUCCUAAAUUAAGACAAAUAGGAAGUUUAAAAUUGAAUGAAAACAGAUGAGUCCCUAGAGAUGUCCCACAAUAAGUUCACAGUUUAUACAACGUUUAACAGAAUUAAGAAAUAAUAUUGAAUGAUGCAUAAGAAUAUUGCAUAAGGAAUCACCCUGUUAAAAUUUUAAAUCAACCGAACCAUAUUUAUUUCUCCAUACAAACGAUUACAAAAGAUUUAAAGAGUUUACUUAUGACAACCCUAUUGAAGAUAAACGACCGUCACGCGCAUAGUACCUACGCUACGCAACGCUUACUUAAUAAACUGACAGGGUUCACAUGAUUUUAAUUUUGCAUGUGAUGAGGCUGUAUCUGAUUUCUUUCAGUAAAAACCAUAGCAGGUUUACUCAAAAACUAUCAGGUUUUCUGAUUUUCAGAGACAGUACAUAAUGCACCCCUAAAGGUUUUUAUUUACACGUUGUAUAAAACGUAAGCUUAUAUAAAAAUAUGACGCCUCCAGAGAAUAAACGAUUUAGAGGAAUGGUUAUGGUGA
Messenger RNA from Pararge aegeria (speckled wood butterfly), 1981 nucleotides. Its product is annotated as lipase 1-like. The transcript has a single exon. Bases 42 to 1244 code for a protein of 400 amino acids. Gene Ontology annotation, biological process: lipid metabolic process. NCBI's taxonomy places the organism in Eukaryota, Metazoa, Arthropoda, Insecta, Lepidoptera, Nymphalidae. The record is from RefSeq and is a predicted model, not a curated record. Gene Ontology annotation, molecular function: hydrolase activity, acting on ester bonds.